AUUCAUGAAAACCGCCGAAAAUCGAGAGUAAAAUAACGCAUGUUCCCCAUUGAGAUUGGGCCGCGACCGUCCGGCGGGCGGCGUUGCUGCGUUUUCCCCCGUCAUUCGCGUUCCGGUCGUCGUGCGUUGCGGUCGCCCGUCACACCGUCCCGAGUCCGUCUGCAGUUUGUCCCGUGUCGCGUCCCGCGUGUCCCGUUCACGUUGCCAGUGCGGAUGAUAUGAUUAGUGGCGUUUUGUUGUGAGAUGUGAUUGAGAUUCUUGUGUGCGGCUGCGACUGUCGACCACCUUAAAUAUGACAGACUCGGAAUCCAGCGAUGACAGUUGGGAGAAAUUCUUCGGCCAGUCCACGGAGCUGAUGCCCAGUAUUAUGGGCGCAUUCGAUGCUAUAAUCGGCUCGAAAUCGGACAAAGAAUGUGGUGACGACCUGAAGAGGGGCAGCCCCAAGCGCACGUACCAGGCCAGCAAUUUCGCCUUCCUGUCGCCCGGCGUGCAGAAAAUCUUGUCCCACGUGCCCGACCAGGAGAUCAGCAAGCAGUUCAGCUCGGAGGAGACGUUGGGGCCGCGACGUUUCGGCCCCCACAAGGCGAACUUCCGGUCGCUUCGCUCGCCGGAGAAGAUGCAGAAGAGCAGCGAGAAUCUGGAGGGUAUAUCGCCGAACGUGCAGAAGAUUUUGUCGAAUUUGCAAGACACUGAGUUGGUGCUCAACACGAUUCCCAAAAAGACGGUCAAAAACAGUUCGUAUUUGCACAAGGAACACCUCACCAGGUCCUACAGUGCGGACGUGAAUGAAAACACAAGCAGACAGUACUUGUACACGUCGGACUCGAAAGAUUUCAGCAGUGUUUCAGCCGGACUCAGUGAUAGGUUGAGUGAGGGUGGUGAAAGUGGUGAAGUUAGUGACAAUUACAGUCCGAAACCUUUGGGCAGUUAUCUUCAUUCGCCUCAGGGCAUCGCCUCCAGAACGCCAGUUGGGAGGAAGAACCUGGGGAAAUACUUGCAGGUGCCGAGUGAAAGCAGCGUUGGCACCAUGAGCAGUACCAACUCGUCGGAGGUGUCCAGACCCGUGUCCCUCACAAGUUUGGGCUCGUGCUCGUCCAGCGGCAGCAGCGGCCCCCAACAGCCCGGCUCGACCUAUCUGGCAUCCGCCGAAAGCCUGGACAGCGACAACGAGCACGGAGGUUCAGCAGACAGUGGUAUUGCCGAACAACCAAUAACACCAGAAAUGCGGGUCCUCCAGGAAGUUUUGGACACCGAAUCCGUCUACGUUUCCGACCUCGAUGAGGUCAUACAAGGGUACUUGGAGCCAUGGAAAAAUGACCCUGACUGUCCGUUGAUUCCCCAUCUACAACACCUGUUCAGUAACAUCGUGGAGAUACACGAGUUCAACAGGAAAUUAUUGAUUGAACUACGCCAAGUGGAGUGCAACCCCACGGAGAUAGCCAAAGUUUUCCUUCAAAAUCAUUCAGGUUUUUCUGUCUACAACGAAUAUUGCACCAACUAUCCCAACACCAUGGACGUCUUGGGGCAGCUGCAACGGGAUGAGAAGAUGGUACCGUUGUUCAAGGAAAGACAACUCGAAUUGGAACAUGCUUUACCUCUAGGAUCUUACUUGUUGAAACCAGUGCAACGAAUUCUAAAGUACCACCUUUUGCUACAGCGUCUUUCAAAGCAAUGCGAGCCCCAACACACAGCAUCAGUGAACUUGGCUUUGACCACAAUGACAAGCAUCGCCACCAACAUCAACAACAUGAAAAGGAAGCACGAGAACGCCGUCCGAGUACAAGAAAUAUUAGCCCAGUUGUAUGGGUGGAGUGGCCCGGAUUUGACGACCCUCGGCGAGCUCAUCGCUGAAGGUACCUUUAAGUUAAUAGGCGCCAGAGCUAAGAGGCACGUGUUUCUUUUUGAAAAAGUCUUGCUGAUGGCCAAGAGGAAGGAAAACGGAGUACUGGUGUACAAGAGUCACAUUAUGUGUUCAAAUUUGAUGUUGGUGGAGCAAGUCAGAGGUGAAGCUUUGUGCUUCCACGUGAUACCGUUCGACAAUCCCAAGCUGCAGUCGACUCUGGUGGCCAGGUCGUUGAGCAAUAAAAGGGAAUGGUGCAUGCAGAUCAAACGGGUUAUCCUCGAGAACUUCGACGCCAAAAUCCCAAGCCACGCCAGGGAGCUGGUUAUGGAGUUGGGACAAGAUGUGCACGAGAACGGUACUGAUUCACCCAACGACAAGUGGUCGACGUACAAACCGUACUCCACCCCGGAUUACUUGGAGAGACGGUCCCGCGUACGUAAGUCACGAAACCUGUCCAAUCGCCGGGCCUCCUCCCAAGACAGGUCGUUCACGUCGCUGAGCAACUGGCGGCGAAAGUCUGAGCCCGAGAUGAUACCUCAGUACAACUCCAAGACGAUGCCCAAGAGGAUUUCGCAAAUGAAGAAGGCCAAGGAGGUGGUCACCGCCAAAUUCUACACAGAUCUCUACGACUCCGAAACCUGUGAUAAUCCCAAUGAGUCGAUGGAAAGCCUGCCAGAGAACAUGACUGAGUCCGAGCUCGAUGUAUCCCAAAAGUCAGAGGAACGCAGCGAAGAAACAACAAACCUGGAGAAGAUCGUGUCGGAACUGCUGCAGCAGAGCAGACCGGAGUUCAACAAGUUGUUAAACAACCAACCACCCUCAAGACCUCGAAGGACAUUAUCCAGCGACCCGAGUUCGACCAUUUGGUACGACGAUAGAUCGAAACUACCAAGCAAGGCGGAUUCGUUGCCUCGCUCGUUCCAAUUGAACGACCAAAUCGACUCCGGAUCCAAAGUGGCGGAGUGUCGAAACGAGCAGCUCAUUCUGGACCAGUCAUUGAAAGAGAGCCCUAAUGAUGGCGGUGAAGAGCAGCAAGAGAAUGAUCUCUCAUCUCAACUAGAUGACAACGAGCAUCCAGAACAUAAAAUAUACAGGAAGAGUCAAAUAAGGCUGAGUGUCGUCCAACGAAUAAAGAACCUCAUGUUUGAGGAGCAGAAAACGUCACAAAAGUCCCCCCGCACCUACAAGCAAGGUUCCAAAAGCAUGGGGGAGAAAAUAGCCAAUCCGGACUACGAGGAUCCCCAGAAACUGUUCCUCCACUCGAGGAAUUCCAGUCAGGUUAACUUGACGUCUGAAUCACAAAACGAGGUAGACUGUGACUUGGGUGAACGCGUAGAACUGGACCUCUCCAUCAACGAAAACGAUGUACUUAAGGAGAUUGAGAAGCGACUCCAAACUAGUACGAACAUAUCAGACACGGGACAGAUAACGAUUAAUAACCAAUCUAGUCAGUCAGAGGAAUCAUUCACAAAAUCAAAAUUUAAUUCUAGUCAAAAUUCAGAUAGUUAUUAUGAAUCCAUCCUGGACAAAAGUCUUACGGAGGAGUACGUCAAAGACAGCAAUGGCAAAAUGGUCAUCAAAUCCGACAGCUUUAGUAGCAACGAAAACAAGUUGAUCUAUCACAUGAAAUACAACAGCUUAAAAAAUGUCACCGUGAUCAAAAAGGACAGUUUCUUGGAGAACAAAUCGUCGUUCAAGCGACCCACAAAAGCCCCCCCACCAAUACCAGCAAAACCAACAAUAAAGGUCUCAAAUGGUACAAAUGAUUUGAAUAGUAAUUGUAGUAAUAAUUCUUCAGAAGAAAAUAAGUCUGAUAAGUUAAACUCCACGGAGACAAUAAAUAAUUCCAGUAAUAUUAGUUGUAACAGAACGUUCUUACAUAAUCAAAAUGGUAGCACAAGUGUGACCACGACUAGUUGGGUCAAAACAGUUGUAAACCGAUUUGAAUGAUACUUGUAAAAUUGUUGAUUAAAGUUCCUACAUGUAAGUAUAUUUUUAAUACCUACAUUUGGAAUACAAGAUCAACAAUUGAUGUUUUGAAUGUGCUAUAACAUGGCUGUUUUUCUAGUAUAAUUGUUAUGUAUUAAAAUGAACGUUUUACAUUAUGAACUGUACAUAUUUUAUCAUACUGUAACUUAUACUUCAGAAAUUUUGACUAAUAAAGUAUUUUAGUAAGUCCACAUAUUAAGUAUCAUAAUGAUAUCAAAUAUAUACUUAAAAGAUUUAUAUGUACAUGAGCGUAAAUUAAAAUGUGCCAAAUAUUGAAUAUUUUAAAUAAUGUUUAAAUUAUUGUUGAAAAAUAGUUAUUAAUAAUAGUUUUGUAAAAACGUUACAAAUUUAAAUAAAAUAUUA
This is a messenger RNA of Aethina tumida (small hive beetle), 4195 nucleotides long. RefSeq names its product pleckstrin homology domain-containing family G member 1 (gene GEFmeso). The coding region runs from base 293 to 3793 and encodes 1166 amino acids. The transcript has 10 exons. The record is from RefSeq and is a predicted model, not a curated record. NCBI's taxonomy places the organism in Eukaryota, Metazoa, Arthropoda, Insecta, Coleoptera, Nitidulidae. Gene Ontology annotation, molecular function: guanyl-nucleotide exchange factor activity.